AUGUUUAUUCCUAUCUUUGUCAAUAUUUUUGUUUAUUUGGCUAUUCUCCUCGUCCUCUCUCGAGAGAUUCUCCUCGUCCUCUCUCAAGAGAGAGAGAGAGACUCUCCUCGUCCUCUCUCAAGAGAGAGAGAGACUCCUCCUCGUCUCUCUCUCAAGACUCCUCCUCGUCCUCUCUCUCGAGACUCUCCUCGUCCUCUCUCUCUCGAGACUCUCCUCAUCCUCUCUCUCUCUCUCUCGAGGGCUCUCCUCGUCCUCUCUCUCUAUCGAGACUCUCCUCGUCCUCCCUCUCUCUCUAUCGAGACUCUCCUCGUCCUCUCUCUCCCCUACUCUCCCGUCUUCUCUCUCUCUUCCCUACUCUCCCGUCUUCUCUCUCUCUUCCCUACUCUCCCGUCUUCUCUCUCUCUUCCCUACUCUCCCGUCUUCUCUCUCUCUCCCUACUCUCCCGUCUUCUCUCUCUCUCUCCCUACUCUCCCGUCUUCUCUCUCUCUCUCCCCCCUCUCCCGUCUUCUCUCUCUCUCUCUCUCUCCCAUCUCUCCCUCUCUCUCUCUCUCCCUACUCUCCCGUCUUCUCUCUCUCUCUCUCUCUCCCGUCUUCUCUCUCUCUCUCUCCCUCUCUCCCAUCUCUCUCUCUCUCUCUCCCCUCUCUCCGUCUUCUCUCUCUCUCUCCCCUACUCUCCGUCUUCUCUCUCUCUCUCUCCCUACUCUCCCGUCUUCUCUCUCUCUCUCUCCCUACUCUCCCGUCUCUCUCUCUCUCUCUCUCCCUACUCUCCCGUCUCUCUCUCUCUCUCUCUCCCUACUCUCCCGUCUUCUCUCUCUCUCUCUCUCUCCCUCUCUCUCCCGUCUUCUCUCUCUCUCUCUCUCCCUACUCUCCCGUCUUCUCUCUCUCUCUCCCUACUCUAAAAUCUUCUCUCUCUCUCUCUCCCUACUCUCCCGUCUUCUUCUCUCUCUCUCUCUCUCCCCUCUCCCGUCUUCUCUCUCUCUCUCUCCCCUCUCCCGUCUUCUCUCUCUCUCUCUCCCUACUCCCGUCUUCUCUCUCCUCUCUCCCUACUCUCCGUCUUCUCUCUCUCUCUCUCCCUACUCUCCCGUCUUCUCUCUCUCCCUCUCUCCCGUCUUCUCUUUCUCUCUCUCUCUACUCUCCCGUCUUCUCUCUCUCUCCCGUCUUCUCUCUCUCUCUCUCCCGUCUUCUCUCUCUCUCUCUCCCCUCUCCUCUCUCUCUCUCUCUCCCUACUCUCCCGUCUUCUCUCUCUCCCUACUCUCCCGUCUUCUCUCUUUCUCAUCCUCUCUCUCUCCCCUACUCUUUGCAUCCUCUCUCUCUCUCUCUCUCUUUCUAUAUAUUCUCCUCGUCCUUAUACUCCCAUUCUACUUCUGCUCUCUCUCUCUCUCUACUCCUCUUCUUUCACCCUACUCUUCCUCUCUCCCAUUAUCUCUUUUUCUUUCCAUCACCUCAAAAAUUACUAACCUCCUUCUUCCCACUACUACCACCACCAUUUUGGCUAACUAA
Molecule: messenger RNA, 1500 nt
Organism: Acanthosepion pharaonis
Lineage: Eukaryota; Metazoa; Mollusca; Cephalopoda; Sepiida; Sepiidae
Source: the annotation of a GenBank genome assembly